Molecule: messenger RNA, 3026 nt
Organism: Pristis pectinata (smalltooth sawfish)
Lineage: Eukaryota; Metazoa; Chordata; Chondrichthyes; Rhinopristiformes; Pristidae
Product: microtubule-associated proteins 1A/1B light chain 3C-like
Exons: 4
Coding region: 137-433 (98 amino acids)
Biological process (GO): cellular response to nitrogen starvation; autophagy of mitochondrion; autophagosome assembly
Cellular component (GO): autophagosome membrane; cytosol; autophagosome
Molecular function (GO): ubiquitin protein ligase binding
Source: RefSeq, a predicted model, not a curated record
CGUAUGGUGGAUCUUUUCCCCCCCAAUUCCAGGAAUACUAUAUAAUCCAGUCCGGGUUUCUCCACAUGCUCAUAUCUCUGAAAAGCGCAACGACGGGCUAUCAGGACAGUAGGUGGGAAGAGCCUGAGUUCCUACAAUGGCGGUAGUGCACCGGAGUCAUGGAACUCAACGGUUCAAACACAGGAAAACCUUUGCUGCAAGGAAGGAGGAAUCUGCACUCGUUCGCUCCAAGUACCCACAGAAGAUCCCGGUUAUUGUGGAGCGCUUUCCAGGCGAGGUUCAUCUGAGUUCCUUGGAGAGAACUAAAUACCUGGUUCCUCAGGAUGUGUCGAUGGGCCACUUCACCACCACUAUCAGGUGGCGAGUGCCUUUAAACCACUUGAAGGACAGAAUGCGGAACUGCCUGACCUGGAAAUCGGAGACUCAGUACUGAUACGAGAUUGGGAGCGCCCUAAACUUGGACCUCGGUGGAAGGGGCCCUUCCAGAUACUACUCCAAACUCCAACAGCCGUGAAAGUAAAGGGCCAGGAACGCUGGAUUCAUCUGAGCGACUGUAAACGAUGGCCGCCGGAAGAAAGAUGAUAUUUCUUAAAUUCGGACUCCUUACCAUUACUAGUACUCUUGUGUGGGCGUUAGAGGAGAAUUUGUUUUACAAAGUACAUAUGCAGCUACAUGGGAAUCGCACCAUUUGCUACCCCUUGGCAGAGUCAGUGGAAGGUCUUUUUGUAGCCACACCAAGCUGGAGCCCCAGGGCCCUCAUAAGGUAUGAAUACUCAAAAACAAAGUGUAUUGGGCAGACAGGAACUAACCGGAGGGUGCUACCAGGUAAAUGCUUGCAAAGAACAGUAAGAAGUCCUAGUAGCACAACCCACCACCAGUCCUUCUCUCACUGCUUCACUGGGGUUGUGGGAUAGUGAUCGUACAGCACACGAUAUCACGUGCCACUACUACUUGGACAGAGAGGAAUUGCGGGUUUAAGGGAGGAAUGGUUUAGGUGUGAGUGCGCUGCCACUAGGUGUGUGAGGUUACUUGCAGGAGAGCGAUGGGUUUGUGGGGAAGGGAAUGGGACCCAUGUGAAAUUGUCUAAUGUCUCUUUAGAAUGGCUAACCAGGGAGAAUUACCUAAGGGAGCAUGAGAGAGAUGUUGCUGGGAUCUCUUGGUAUUCUCAAAUGCCCAGUUCACGGCAAUCGGGUAAUGUAACCUGUUACCGGGCCAAGGAAGGGUAUAUGUUCCUCUUUAAUGGCACUUACACCACCGCCACCCCCACUCUGCCAGCCUGGAUUGCAAUGGGAACGAUCGGGCCGCUCACAGUCCCCUGCCCCCAGAAGGCUCAUGUCCGACGAAGACUUGUGGUGCAGUCAGUUAGUGAGGAGUUCUGUGAGGAUUGGAGGGAUCCUAUGUCAUUGGGGUCUCCCUUAUUGUCGUUAGGCUAUGCAUUCCUGAGUACUCUCUCUCUGGGGGGGGGGGGGGUUCGGCAGCAACUAUAGCUGCAAAAAACUGGAACUACCUUAUUUGUGGACUGGCUGCACUGGGAAACAGUACUAUGGAGGGCCUGAAGGCAGUGAACCGGGAACUGGCGGAGCUUCGACUUUAUGCCCAGCAGACCCGGUAUGCUGUGGACUACCAGUUGGCUCAGCAAGGAGGAGUAUGUGCCAUAGUAGGGGACAAAUGUGUCACUAAUGUGAGAGAUGACUCCUGCAACAUCUCUCAUACCAUUCAGGACAUGCAGAGGCAAGUAGAUCGUUUUAGGCAGGGAUUUUCAGGAGGGACAGGUUGGUUGGGGUGGCUACUAGGAGGAUCGUGGGCAUCAUACCUGCUGCAUGGAGCGGUGGGACUAAUCCUUACUAUAAUAGUAUGCUGUGUGGUGCUGGCCUGUCUAAAUACCUGUUGCAAGGUCCUUAUUAAUAAGCUCUCGGCCCUGUUCUCUGCGCCACUCUAGUUUAUCAUGUAGUGAUAAAAAGGAGGGAAUGAGAAAGAAAAGGGUUAAGAAUUGUGACCAUACCUUUAGCUGAUAGAAAAAAUACCUCUCCAACAAGAGCAAGCAAGCCACUGACUCACUGGAUGGAGUAUUAAAUACUUUGUUUCUGGGGUAUUGAUCUGUCCCAAUCUGCUAGACCGUGGCAAUACUGGGUGCAAUAAACAUCGAGGUGGAAUCUUGGUCUAAACAAUGAGGGGUGAUACCUGCCUUUGAAUUUCUUGAUUAUAACUCAAUUAUAAUAAACAUUGUGUGCUGUCUCGGGUUGAUUGAAACUUGUGGCGCCGUAUGCAUUAAGUGUGCAUGACGAUACCUGUAUAAAUCUCUGUCUACCCCUUUGUACGGGGAGAACUCGGGAAGCGACUCUUGAUGAGUGCUGAAGAGCCUCCUCCUCAGCGGUGCACGGCUAAUAAACAUGUUUUAUCGAAUCGCCCUCGUGGCACUGUGUAACUUUACAUCGGACAGCAGUGGGAAUUGAAUUAUGGGACAACGUGAGGUUCCUCUGUUCCAUAAUGUACCCUAUCAUUCACUGUAUGUCCUACCCUGGUUUGAUCUCCCAAAAUGCAAUACCUUGUAUUUAUCUGGAUUGAUGAUAGAGAUUAGUUGCUGGCCACAAAGUGAAAGUUGGAACAUCUAACUUCCAUUGUAGGACAGCAGCACUGGUGAUCCAGUUGCAUAGGGGAGACUAGAGGGCUGAAUUCUUUGUGGAAACAGUCCAUGGUGGGACCAUAGCAACACUAACAACCAAGUGGUAUAUACUAGCAGUGGAUCUGCUUGAACUAAAAUUUGAAACAUUGGGAGAAUGAGGUAUAAAAAUAUCAUGGCUGGAGUUCUGGAAACCAUGGCACAGAUUCCAUUUAUCUGUCUACUUUAAAUAUUGCAGCUGGUUGUAAUUUAACUUAUUCUACUGAAGUCCUGCAUUAGUGGAAGGUUGGGACAAACUUGAAAGGGAAUGUUAUUGCUCAACUCCCUUUUGAACAACAUCAUCUGUGGUCCAUGUUCUAUCCCACUACUAUGAUAAGAUGGACUCUUGACCUCUCAAUCUACCUCA